Rhipicephalus microplus (southern cattle tick) is the source of this 4069-nucleotide messenger RNA. RefSeq lists its product as uncharacterized. The record is from RefSeq and is a predicted model, not a curated record. Gene Ontology annotation, biological process: mRNA 3'-end processing. Gene Ontology annotation, molecular function: RNA polymerase II complex binding. Lineage: Eukaryota; Metazoa; Arthropoda; Arachnida; Ixodida; Ixodidae.
UCCUUUCAAAAUGGUGGCAAUGUUUUCGUCAGGAUUUGGAAGCACGAUAACAAGAUUUAUUAUUUUCUUUACGUACGCAUUGUGUGCGCAGUGAAUCGAAAUUUCGCCGAGGAACUCCGCUUCGAUCAGCGCAGAGCGUCUGCAGGUGUUACUGACGCUGCGGACGGAGCCAACCGCCAGCGGGCUCCGAACGUGCGAUGCUCGACUAGCGCUCGGGGCCUCGCAGCCCCGCCGCGAUUGCACUUAGGCUUAGCACGUGCGCUAAGUGGUCCGUGCACGGCUGUCCCGAAAACAUCGCCGCAGCAUCCCGCGUACUGGACGACAACGAAGAAGCAAAAAGUUUCUGGCACGAAGUGUUAGCCGUGGACCAUCGCGCCUUCGUUGAGGCGGCCGUGCUUGCAACGGUGGCUCGCUUCCCGCUUCCGAGGAGUGUGUUUUGCUCAGAACGUUGGUGCGCGUCGUCAAUCUACAGAGUGGUGUGAUGCCUUGAUACCUUUCCUCUCCGGUGUCUGCGUGAACUGAUCAGUAGGAUACAGCGAGCAUCAUGUCGAUAAAUGAGUCGAACCUUGUGAAGAAGUUGACCUCCGUCACCAACACGCAGGACAGCGUGCAGACGCUUUCGUUAUGGAUCAUCCACCAUCGAGCGCAUCACAGAAAGAUUGUGGACAUCUGGACGAAAGUACUGAAGAAAUCUAAACCUGUUCACCGGCUGACGAUGCUGUACUUGGCCAACGAUGUGCUUCAAAAUGGCAAACGGAAAGGGGUACAGCAGUUUAUCGAGUCCUUCAGCGACGUCCUGCCCGAGCACACUCCCCUGUUUCGAGAUGAGCGCAUCACCAAGCAGGUGGACAGGGUGUUCACCAUUUGGGCUGAACGCUCUGUAUUUUCUUCAGACUUCACAAAGAGCCUCAAGGAAAUCCUGCACGAAUCAAAGCACUCUAGUUCCCACCACCGCUCUAGCUCAAAACGCGAGGAGUCUAGUGAUGAUGGUACCAAGUUGUCAAAAGAACCAGAGAAAAAGGAAAGUGGCAAGCCCAAAAAUCCUGAGGUGGAAAGGAUUAUCCUGGAGUUCAAGCCGGAAAAAACCAUAGACAAGAUCAAGAAAAUAAAAAAGGUUGAGAUUGAAACAUCCACCAAGUUGACAAACCUGACCAGUCGCAACAUGGAUGUGUCAAGCUCGGAAGUUCUGAGGAAGUUCAAAGAUCGCACUCAUGGACAGCAGUUCCAGAAGGACUUUGACGAAGCAACCCGGUGUCUUGAGGAGUACAUAAAAGCAUUGGAGAAAGAAGUGGCAGAGCGAAAUGAGCUUAUCAGAAUGCUGGAAGACGCCAAGGUCUACUAUGACAGCCAGAAUGGGGAGGCUCGGAUCGUGGCGUCGGCAUACAAGAACUUUGGCAAUCGAGUGAAAGCAUUGAAGAAGAAGCUGGAGGCAAAAACAAAGACGCUGCCAAGCCCGGUGCCGUCACCUACCCCAGAUGCGCCUUCUCCAACCAACUCUGAUGAUGGCCUGCAGUUACCUGCAAUACAGGAGACAGCUGAAUAUUCAACACCUGAUGCAGAGGUGGAGGCUCCACUUAUGACGGACAAUGGUGCUGUGAUCGAUUCACCCUGCUCGGCUCCAUCGCCUGGCUCAGCUCCGUCUCCUGAGGGUUCCCCUGUGGGGCUGAGCCCUGUCAUCCCAGGAACUGGGGGGGACUCUGGCACAACCAGCAAUGCUACUGGCAAUGCUACGGCACUCAGCAGCUUCAUGUCCCAAAGCCCGACAGUGCUUUCAUCGUGGCUGGAUGCUUUCAACCAAGAAUUCCAGGAGAACAGGGCUGCACCCACAGCAGUGAAUACGUCGACCCUUACUGCCGCUAUUCCAGCGCAAAGCACACUCGAGAGCAGACUUUCAAACCUCAUGCAAAGCAUGGGCCACAUACCCGGUGGGCUGUUCUCAUCCACGAGUUCUGCCAGCAACACUCCCAAACGGGCCGACUCACCUCCUUACUCUUCAGCAGUCUUUCGGUCUAGUGCUGCUGUGUCCGAGGUCCACAGUGGCAACACGCCUCUCAAGGACGAGAACAGUGGACAGGGGACGCCUGUGCUCGAUGAGAAUACUGCAAGAAAGGUUGCAUCGCUCUUGGACUCGGACAUGCGGGUUCAUGCAAUGAAACCUGGUACACCGCAAGACUCUCCAGAUACAAGACUGAGCGCUCCCUUUGGAUCCAGAAUAACAAGUCUCGCAAGUCCACAGGCGUGGAUGACGAUGUCACCAAAAGCAAGCAGCAGCAGCAACGUGGCAGCGUCGCAGAGCGCACCUGCCCUUGCUCCACCACCCAUCCCGCCUGCCCUGCAGGCCUACUUGGAGCCAAUCAAAACUGUGACUGGGGCAGCUAACAGAAGCGUUGCUGCAGUUCCAAAAGGAAGAUCAGAGACGCCACCAUCACCAUCUGCAGACUACCUGAUUCCAGUUGCAGAGAACUUUGACGUGACUGACAUGGAGCUCGAUGAGGAUGGUUCUCCUGAUGAUGAGCAUUCAGAAGCCCGGCACCGCAAGAAAUUGAGCAAUCUCAUCACACUAGUCCAACCGCAGGUGAGCCCCGCUGCUGAAACUUCUUCUCCUGGCUCCUCGUGCAGCGGCAGAAAUGUGGACACCAGGUCCCAGCUGGAUGUGCCUCUCCAGCCAUCUGCAGUUAUGGCAGCAUUGAAACUUGCGUCCUCAUUGGCUAGUCCGGAUGAUACAAGGCACUUGCGCAAUCCUUCUCCUGAUCUUGAAAAGGAAGACCUGGAUUUUCCUGUGCAAGAGACGUCAUUGGAGCGUCGCCGUUCCGAAACGACAGACUUUGCUGUAAAGGAGUCAUCUAAGUUUAACCUUCGGGACUCCGUCGACAUUGAUGAUCGCAAAUCUACAGAGUUUCGCCUUCUCGAAUCCUCUGAUUACACGACCAGAGAACGCUCCGAGUUUCGAGUGCGAGAGUCUUCGUCAUCAUCGUCGGAAUUUCGCAUGCGAGAGUCACCAUCAUCGGAGCUCAAGAUGAGUGAACCACCAUCAUCGGAAUUUCGUAUCCGGGACUCAUCUUCCGAGUUCCGGAUUCGGGAUUCUCCAUCGUCAUCAGAAUUUCAAGUGCACGACUCUUUCUCAUCAGACUUUCAUGCAGCACCUGCCAAGAUUGAGACUGUCCAAAUGCGCUCCUCGCUAGACCGGUCACCACCUCUGGGGCCCAUGGAAGACCGAGGCACGUGGGAACGAGGCGAUUACUAUUCUCCCCGGGUAGCGCAUCAUCAGCCACAGCAGCAGCAAGCUAUGAGCAACGGCGGCAACCGCAUGCGUGGCAGAAGCAGUGGUUACUAUGGCUAUGAAAUGCGUGGAAGACCGGUGGACCCUUAUCGCGAGGGCUAUGGUGCCUACGAGUCCGAGUGGCAUGGAGGCAGGCCCCCUAGCCCACGAUAUCGGCACUACGGUGGUCAAGCACGCGGAGCACCCUAUUUCCAGCCAAGAUACUGAGCAAGACAUGGCGUGUGACGCUGUGAAUGCUGUUGUCGUGUUUCUUUGGCAUGGUGUACAUAGCGCAUGAAAAGCGAGCAGGUGAACCCUGCAGUCAUCGAGGCUGAGGUGUGACUGUAGUACCUCGUUUUUUGUUUUUUUCUUCUGAGAAACACAUUUGGAGCAAGCUGCGAAGAACAUGUUCAAGCUGCAGCCAUUUUGUAGACAAAAUGCAAAAAACAUUGGUGUGAGUUUGACACUGAAGGUAGCCCACACCCACAGCGAAGUUAGCAGCUUGCGACUGAGAAUUGUCACAGGCUGAUAUAUGUAAGACGUCGAGAUGUCUUUUUUUUUUUUAUCAGCACAUCCGUGCUUAUUUCGCAGCAUGAUGUGUGGGUUAGAAAGGAUGCAUUCACUUUCGGCAACACAUUGUUAAGACUAGACGUGGAUUUUGGCUCACCACCUGCUGCUGCCACAUUCAUCACCUCUGUCAUGUCAUAUUUGUGCGAUUCAGUUGCAUACGAAGUACAAUUUGAUGUUCUGGAAGACAGCCGAGGCAUGCAUUUCGUGCCCGAAAGAAAAUACAGUUUGCUUUCUCGUUUA